GAGAAGAGGGAGAGAGCGCUUCGUCUCACGUCUGUUUCUUCCCUAUCGGAAUUGCAGUGACAACUCCUUGGGAGAGACGGAGGAAUACACCUUCAUCGCUUUGUCUCUCUAUCUUUCUUUGUUUCUUUGCCUGAGGAGUGAGAAACCAAGCGAUCUCUCUCUCUCUUCGCAUGUUGAAAGCGUUUCCUAAAGCGAGAGAGGAGUCGAAGUCGACCCACUGCUUUCUCUCUCCCUUCGGAACCCAGACUGGGUUUUAUGGGUUUCCUUUGCUUCAUUCGUUCAUAGGUUCUCUCGUCCCAAGAAUCUAAAUCAAGUUCGCAAACUAUGGAGUUCGUGGGCAAAGUCUUCAGGAAAGAGCUCGAGGUGCUUGGGUUUUAGUGGGGAACUGUUCGAUCUUGCGAUACCUCGUCUGGGUUCUUCGAAAUUGUUUACGAGAACGGUCUUGCCGAGAUUUCUGAAUUGGAGGAGGUUGUCGCGCUUCUGGUCGGAGGAGGGGAUUCUCCGGAGGAGAUGGUCGGGGUGGAGCCGCGCGUUGGUCAGAGGCCGAAGAAGCGCGCGCGGGUCGCGAUGAUCCGAGACAUCAGGCGCGGCGAUUCUGGCGGUAAGGAAGAACGAUUACGAAACGAGGUAAAACCGUUAAAAAAUGUCGAUUUGAAUUAUGGGUUUGUGGAGAACACUGGGAUUAGUGAGCGUUUUGGUGCGAAUUUGAGUGGGAAUGUCGAUUUAAAUUGUGGGCCUGAUGAAACCCUUGGUGGGAAAUGCGCGUCUGGGACGGAUUUGAAUGAGGAAGUGGGGGAUUUGACGACUGGAUUUGAUUUGAAUUCGAAUAAAGAGUUAGGUUUGAUUCAUGUGAAUAUCGAUCACGAAGAAAAUUUAAGUGAGAAAAGGAGUUAUAUUGACCUGAACUUGGAUGCAAACGGUGAUUUGGAUGAGGUUGGUGGCUCUGCUUUGGAUGAGCAGAAGAGAGAGCAGGGGUUUGAUUUGAAUUUGGAGAUUGAUGUGGAGAAUAACAAGGCUGGUAUGGACGUUCAAAUAAAUGGAAACAGUGCAGAUCAAGAACCCAGUGAGCAGGAUUAUACCGGUUUCCACAAUUAUCUUGAGAAUGGAGAGUUUAAAGAAGCUCAUGUUGCUAAAGUAACACACGAACAGCUUAUCGAGGAGAUUCAGAUGCAAAAUAGUGUUUCAGGUCAAGAAUUUUAUACCCCUGAUUCUAAUGGUGUCAGUCAGAAGGAUGAUCCUUCUGAGCAUCGCGAUAGAGUUGUUGACGAGUCUCAGUCUGAUAGAGGAAAUUCGUACGAAUUAAGGAACGGCCAGAGGAAAAGAAUAAAAGUUUUGGAUAACUCAAAUUUUAUGACUGAAACUGUGUUACGAAGAAGCACUCGUAGAAUGUCAUCACGGACUCGUGUCACUCCCACAUCGACUACUUGUUUACUCGAUGAAGUAUGCCCUUCUCCUGCAGUCAGUGGUCAGACAGAGGUGGAGCAUUUAAUUGUGAAUACUUUGCUCAACCAAAAGCCACAAUUGCCACCAUCUUCCCGUAACUUGAGCUUCAAAGGUCUUCCUUUGCUUGAUAUCUUUUCUGUUUAUUCUUGUCUGAGGUCAUUCAGUACUUUAUUGUUUCUAAGCCCUUUUGAGUUGGAGGAUUUCGUGGAAGCUCUGAGGUGCGUCUCUCCUAGCCUGUUAUUUGAUAGCAUCCAUGUUUCUGUCUUACAAAUAUUGAGAAAGCAUUUGGAACAAGUUGCUGCUGAAGGUGACCUAUCUGCUUCUUAUAUCCUAAGGAGUCUUGAUUGGGAUAUGCUGGAUCUGGUUACUUAUCCUCUUUUUUUGGUAGAGUAUCUACUAUUUCGUGGGUCAGACCACGGUCCUGUAUUCGAUCUUGGUCGGUUAAACUUCUUCAGAAAGGAAUACUUCAAACAAUCUGUGACUCUGAAAAUCGAGAUACUACGUCGCUUGUGUGACGACAUGAUAGAUGUUGAAGCCGUGAGAUCAGAGCUUAAUAGAAGAUCUUUGGCACCCGAGUUUGAAAUGGAACUCGAUAGGAGCAUGAACACUGACACGAGAAGGAGAAGACGAAGUAUUGUGGAACUGGGCAAUGAUUUGUCUUUAAAUGCUGAGGUAAUUGAUGUUUCUUCUGACUGGAACAGUGAUGAGUGUUGCCUGUGUAAAAUGGAUGGGAGCUUACUGUGCUGUGAUGGCUGUCCAGCUGCCUAUCACUCUAAGUGUGUUGGUGUCGCCAGUCACCUUUUGCCCGAGGGUGAUUGGUACUGUCCUGAAUGUUCAUUUGAUAGGCGUAGGCCAGGAUUAAAGCCUGGAAGGCUAGUUCGAGGAGCAGAAUACAUAGAAACUGAUCCCCAUGGACGGCAAUACUAUAGCAGUUGCGGGUACCUAUUGGUGAUAGAAACGGAUGGUUCAGGGUCACUGAAUUACUAUGACAUGAAUGAUGAGAACCGUGUGGUGGAGGUGCUAAAGUUGUGUGGUAGUCUCUAUAAAGAUGUAGUAAAUGCUAUUAACAAACACUGGGACAUUCCUGUUGGCUCAAGAAGAACAAUCAGCAGUGUGAAUCCUCAAAUGUCUGCAAGUGUGGAUGGAUCAGCAGAAGGAACUAUUCCUUCUACUGAUGGGUCUAAGGCUGUGGCAACUUCACCAGCUCCUGAAGUGAAGACUGCAACUGCUGUUGAAGGAAUGGAUGGAAUAUCAAUUCUCGGGCAUUCGGAUAAUCGUCAUCUUAAGAGUUCUCGAAAGCUAUCAGAUUCAACUAGUGGACUAGAUAUCAGGAAAAUGAGUUCUGAAGGGUCUGCCGAGAUGAUGCAAAACGGUUCUGGUAGUUCCCAUGAGGAAGCACCAUCUAGCAAUUUGGACAUCAUGAAAGAACAAGAAAAGGAUAGCCAUUUGCCUUCCAAUAAUUUUUCUAGAAUAAACACAAGGAAGGGAAACAAACUGGAGAUGCAAAGUGAAAAAGGCUACAGAAACUGUUACAUUUUUGCUCGGAUGACUUCACUGAUUGCUGGGGAGUUGUUGCAUAAGUUACCAAUCCAUAGUAACGAAGUGAAAUCUGAUGAAGAUAUUAUUUCUAUCCAGUUGAAAACUAUAUUGAUGAACUCCAACAAAUUUCAUUGGGGAAACAUCCAAAGCAUGUAUCUAGAUGCAUGGAAAGAAACAUGUGGGUGGUGCUUUUCCUGCAAAAAUCCUUCUGAGGGUGUGGGGAACGAGAUGGAUUGUUUAUUUAACAUGAGUCUCGGGCCGGUCCGUGGCCUUCAUGAAAGUGAGAUGGCUAGUAUUAAAUCCAAUAACAAGAACAGUCACCUUUUGGCUGUCAUGUGUCAAAUAAUCUCCAUGGAAAAUCGACUUCGUGGCCUUCUCACUGGUCCAUGGUCGGAUCCACAGUACUCCAGGAUCUGGCGUGACAGCAUUCUCAAUGCAUCAAAUACUUUGGGUUUGAAGCUUUUAUUGCUUAAAUUAGAGGAAAGUCUGCAUUAUCGAGUGCUUUCAUCAGAGUGGCUAAACCAUGUAGAUUUUGGCAUGACAAUGGGUUCGGCAAUCCAUAUUGUUACUGCUUCAACAUGCUCACUGUCAAAGCGUGCGAUUGAUAAAAGAAGGGGAAGGAUGAGGGAUCCUGGGGUUAAACAUACCACAAAAACAGACGUGGGAUUGACCAUGUGUUGGUGGAGAGGUGGCCGGCUUUCACGACAAUUAUUCAAUUGGAAAGUUUUGCCUCAGUCUUUGGUCUUGAAGGCAGCCAAACAAGGUGGAAGUAGAAAGAUUCCAGGAAUAUUUUAUCCUGAGAAUUCAGAUCCCCCUAGAAGAAGCCGACGUGUUGCAUGGCAAGCAGCAGUUGGGUCAUGUACAACCUCGGAGCAGCUCGGUUUGCAGGUGAGGGAACUUGAUUCUUACAUCAAGUGGGUUGAUAUUGAAAACACUCAUCUCCUUCCAGCAUUGGAUAAAGAAUCCAAAAAAUAUGUGAGGCUCUUCAAAAAGGCCAUUGUUCGUAGGAAGUCCUUGGAAGCAGAAAAUGUGAAAUAUCUCCUCGAUUUUGGUAAGAGGAGAAAUAUUCCUGAUGUCGUCUUGAAAAACGGUUGCAUGGCUGAAGAAUCCUCUAGCGGGAGGAAGAAAUUUUGGCUGAACGAAAUGCAUGUGCCUUUACAUCUCCUGAAAGGCUUUGAAGAGAAGAAAAUCGCGAGAAAAACUGGUAAGGCAACCUCUUUCAGACGGUCUGAGGUCGGCAAGGCACGCAAAAGGUCCUCAGAGCAAAAGGGUUUCUUGUACCUCUUUGCAAGGGCAGAAAGAUCUGAAUCUUCCCAGUGUGCACACUGCAACAAAGAUGUGCUUUUGAGUGAGUCUGUUUGCUGCUACAUCUGCAAGGGAUAUUUCCACAAAAAACAUGUCAGGAAGGCAGAUGGCGAGGAAUGCUCGUAUAUCUGCCACCAAUGCCGUGGUGAAAUUCUAGCAAAGGAACAACCAAUGAAACGAAAAAGAGGGCGGCCACCUGGGAGUUUCCGCCGCAAAAGUUUUGGACUUCAGACACAAAAGCAUAAAAAGGUCACACCGACUCGCAAGUCAUCUCGAGUAAAGAAGACUAAAAUCUCAGUGGCAGAGAAGAUUUCUCUUAGGUUGCAGAAUCAUAAGAAGGUUGUCACGAGCUUAAGUCUGCGUCGUUCAACCAGAAGACGAAAGCAUGUUUUCCCUCUGCAAGAUGAAAGCAAACCUCCAGCUUUAAUAAACAAGAAACAGAAACCGAAACCGAAAAGAGGUCGUGGCAGGCCAAAGAAAGUUAAACGAGAAAUUCCAUUGAUAAAGAAGAGAACGAAAAGGCUCUUUAGUUAUUGGUUGAACGGUCUUCUGUUGUCCAGAAAACCUGGUGAUGAACGUGUAGCGAAGUUCCAGGGAGACAGAUAUUUUAUUCCUUCAGAAAACUCAGAUACCGAUAACGACAUUCCUAAAUGCCACAUAUGUGCUUCCUCUGAAUCUGCAUCCUCGUCAGCUCUCAUUGCCUGUGAAAUUUGCGGAGGAUGGUUCCAUGGGGAAGCAUAUGGGCUCAACGAGGAGAAAUCAGACAUGCUGAUUGGAUUCCGCUGCCAUAUCUGUCGGAAACAGUCACCUCCCGAGUGUCCUCAUCCAUAAUCUAUAUUACCUGUACUGUCCUAAUUCCAUGGGAAGCUGUUUCUGGUUCGGUGACUUUGGAUGAACAAAGAGCUUCUGCAUUUGUAAAAACAGAUUCUUUAGGGGGAGACGAUAUGGAAGUGCAAAUUGAGGAACAGCAAGUGAGAGAACUCGGGUCGUGAGGAGCUUCUAUACGAUCUUAGGACAAGGUCUUUGUUAAAAGAAAAGCGACCCGAGACAGGUAUUGUUCCGGCUAACCAAUUGAGACUUGAUUUAGGUGAAAAUAUAUUCAGGUUUUCCCGUGGCAUGGGAUUGGCUUUGGAGUCUGCUAACUCGAAAUGGAAAAACAAAAAAGACGGUUUAGAUGGGAUUUUAGAUGUGGUAGUUUUUAGUUAGACAGGAUGAAGAGUGACUUAAGGUGGGGAGGUUUUAGGGCAAAAGGAGAGUUUGAUUUCUAACAUAUGACUGUUUCUCAAAGUUGUAGAGAGGGGUUUUAGACGUCAUCUU
This is a messenger RNA of Tarenaya hassleriana, 5604 nucleotides long. Its product is annotated as DDT domain-containing protein PTM-like. NCBI's taxonomy places the organism in Eukaryota, Viridiplantae, Streptophyta, Magnoliopsida, Brassicales, Cleomaceae. The record is from RefSeq and is a predicted model, not a curated record. Bases 511 to 5118 code for a protein of 1535 amino acids. The transcript has 9 exons.